CACUGAAUAAGCUAUGCGCGUCGGACGACACACGUCGUCGGCGGCUGUGUGUAUGGGAUAAAAGCAGGCCUGAAAAAUCUCCCUGAACAUCGCAACCUUCUGCAAAGUCGCGUCUUAACUUCUCAGCACUAUGAAGCUCACCUCUACAGUCACUCUUCUUGCCUGCCUCCUGCUCGAGGUUGCCUCCGCUAUGCCAGCGAUUCAGGCUGAGAAUGAGAUUGUGAACGUGCGGCACGACGGUAUGAUUCAUCUCACCGACUACCUUAAACGCGGCGGCCCCAUCUACUGGUUGGAUAGCGAUGAAGAAGCAACCAACGCGAAAGAUGCUGCAAACGAUGUGAUCUAGACGCGCGGUGUCGCCAUUCAAGUCGCCUUUCGUGAAGGUUGAAUGUUGUCAUAUGGAUGCCCUUUAUGCAACCGUACUCACUGCGUGCAGAUGAUGAGUAAGACCUAGUACUGUUAACCACAGUUGACGUGACCACGUAGGCAUCCGAUCCCUGUAAUUCUAGUGACCGCCUCUUGGGGCUAUCUCCAUCUUCCUGUCAGCGUUAGAUACUCGGUGAAUCACUUCAGCUGUCUUGCAACCCGCAGAUUCAAUCCCUUGAAACCCGA
Molecule: messenger RNA, 612 nt
Organism: Fomitopsis serialis
Lineage: Eukaryota; Fungi; Basidiomycota; Agaricomycetes; Polyporales; Fomitopsidaceae
Exons: 4
Coding region: 131-346 (71 amino acids)
Source: RefSeq, a predicted model, not a curated record